Messenger RNA from Phascolarctos cinereus (koala), 2678 nucleotides. It is a transcript of the gene GABRG2, whose product is annotated as gamma-aminobutyric acid type A receptor subunit gamma2. NCBI's taxonomy places the organism in Eukaryota, Metazoa, Chordata, Mammalia, Diprotodontia, Phascolarctidae. The record is from RefSeq and is a predicted model, not a curated record. Gene Ontology annotation, cellular component: membrane. Gene Ontology annotation, biological process: monoatomic ion transmembrane transport; gamma-aminobutyric acid signaling pathway; chloride transport. Gene Ontology annotation, molecular function: GABA-A receptor activity; extracellular ligand-gated monoatomic ion channel activity.
CAUGAAAGCCAUGACUUGCAUGCAUGAGUGUGUAACCAGACGUUAAAAAGCAGCCAGGACGACACCACGCAUGUGUUAAUCUGCGCUGCAGCAGCGUGCAUCACUUCCACUUUGACCUCGGAGUUAAUCUGCAUUCAGGCAGCAGCUCCAGUCAUUUUCUUUUCAUUUUUUAAAAAAAUCUCUUUUCUCUCUCUCUUUUUUUAAAUUGAUGGAUUUGGAAAGUGAUGCGUGAGUGUGGGGGCAAGUGUAUGUGUGAAUGUGCCUGUGAGCGUUGUUGUCUUCCCUAACUACCUCUAUGUGCCUUCCCCACCCCCACCCCUCACUCUUUUCUCUACUCUAUUAUAUUAUUCUCCAAGAUUUGGAGAGCUGCUGCCUGAGCUGACGCUUUGAUUGUAUCUGCAAGGGUUUAUGCUGUUUAUCUUAUUUCUGCACUCUGAAUAUCAAUUCCCGUGGCUGGAAGCAAUGCAUUUUCCCACUGACGGGACCUGGUAGGGGAGGGUGGUGGUGGGGGAGUUACUACAUAAUAAUAAGCAUACUAAUAACAAUAAUAAAGAAAGGAAAUAACCGUCUGCAACCAAGAGGAAAGGAAGAGUAAAAACACCAAACGAUGAGUUCUCCAGUUGCAAGGAGAACAGGAAGCCGGGUACUCUCGUCUCCUGCAUUUUCUCUGAAAAUGAUGGUGUGGGUUCUGCUCCUACUCGCCCUCCACCCGGGCCUCAGUAGCCAGAAAUCUGAUGAUGACUAUGAAGAUUACGCUUCAAACAAAACAUGGGUUUUAACUCCGAAAGUCCCAGAGGGAGAUGUCACUUUCAUCUUAAAUGGCUUACUGGAAGGAUAUGACAACAAGCUGAGGCCUGACAUAGGAGUAAAACCAACAUUAAUUCACACUGACAUGUAUGUGAAUAGCAUUGGACCAGUGAAUGCUAUUAACAUGGAGUAUACAAUUGACAUUUUUUUUGCGCAAACCUGGUACGACAGACGCCUGAAAUUUAACAGUACCAUAAAGGUCCUCAGGCUCAAUAGCAACAUGGUUGGGAAGAUUUGGAUCCCAGACACUUUUUUCCGGAACUCCAAAAAAGCCGAUGCCCACUGGAUCACGACGCCUAACCGCAUGCUCAGAAUUUGGAAUGAUGGCCGUGUACUAUACACACUCAGACUGACAAUAGAUGCUGAGUGCCAGUUACAGUUGCAUAACUUCCCAAUGGAUGAACAUUCCUGCCCCUUGGAAUUCUCCAGCUAUGGCUACCCACAGGAAGAAAUUGUUUAUCAAUGGAAGCGCAGCUCUGUUGAAGUAGGAGAUACAAGGUCUUGGAGGCUUUAUCAGUUUUCAUUUGUUGGACUAAGAAAUACUACUGAGGUGGUGAAGACAACUUCAGGGGAUUAUGUUGUGAUGUCUGUGUACUUUGACCUAAGCAGAAGAAUGGGAUAUUUUACCAUUCAGACUUACAUUCCUUGCACUCUCAUUGUUGUCUUAUCUUGGGUGUCUUUCUGGAUCAAUAAGGAUGCCGUUCCAGCCAGAACCUCAUUAGGUAUUACCACUGUCCUAACGAUGACUACUCUUAGCACAAUUGCCCGUAAAUCUCUCCCCAAGGUGUCUUAUGUGACAGCCAUGGAUCUCUUUGUGUCUGUCUGCUUUAUUUUUGUCUUUUCUGCCUUGGUGGAAUAUGGCACCCUGCAUUACUUUGUCAGCAAUCGGAAGCCAAGCAAGGACAAAGACAAAAAGAAGAAAAACCCACUUCUUCGGAUGUUUUCCUUCAAGGCACCAACAAUUGAUAUUCGACCAAGGUCAGCCACUAUUCAAAUGAACAAUGCCACACACCUUCAGGAGAGAGAUGAAGAGUAUGGUUAUGAGUGUCUUGAUGGCAAGGACUGUGCCAGUUUUUUCUGCUGCUUUGAAGAUUGCCGAACAGGGGCAUGGCGUCAUGGAAGAAUACAUAUCCGUAUUGCCAAAAUGGACUCUUAUGCUCGGAUCUUCUUUCCCACUGCCUUCUGCUUAUUCAACCUCGUCUACUGGGUUUCUUAUCUUUACCUUUAAACAAGGGUGGAACAAUGAUAAGAGUCUUACUCAAUGAUUCCCAUGGGGAGAUGGUUUAAAGGUUCCCUUUAAAUGUUCACUUAAUAUAAUCUCUCUUAUGCUUUAUACUGGUCUCAAUUUGUUUGUGCCAUAAUACAGAAUAUCCUAAUCAUGCCAUGUCAUUUGUCCCUAACUUUCCGUUGGUUAGUGUGAUUUGAACAUUACUGAUUGAAUGUAUGAAAACUGUUAUAAAUGGAAAAUAAGAAUGUUGAAAACAAAAGUAGAUCAAAAUGUAGCAUUGGCAGCUGUAACAGAAAUGGAAGGGGUGUGAACUUGAAGUGGUAGGAUACCUUUUCCCUUCCAUUGUAUAAACAUAUACAUGCAAAAAAAUUUUAAGAAAUGUGCAACGUCUUUGUUUGGGGUAGAGAGACAUGGUCAAUCUUUACCCUUUAGAAUCUUUCAUUUUGUGAAGCAUCAUCUCUCAAUUCAAAUAAGUGUUACUAGCCUUGACAAGUUAUCCUCCCAUACCCCCAAGCUAAUAAUAGAAGAACAAAAUACUAUCCUUUUAAGAGCACAUGUAACAUGCUGUAAAUAUUGAAAUACCUUAUAAUGCUUAAAGUAGUGCAUGCAUCGUUUUAGGGCCAAAAUAAAUGAAGCAAAGAUA